Messenger RNA from Fundulus heteroclitus (mummichog), 3118 nucleotides. RefSeq names its product tripartite motif containing 23 (gene trim23). Gene Ontology annotation, cellular component: cytoplasm; plasma membrane; lysosomal membrane. Lineage: Eukaryota; Metazoa; Chordata; Actinopteri; Cyprinodontiformes; Fundulidae. The record is from RefSeq and is a predicted model, not a curated record. Gene Ontology annotation, biological process: intracellular protein transport; vesicle-mediated transport. Bases 52 to 1794 code for a protein of 580 amino acids. The transcript has 10 exons. Gene Ontology annotation, molecular function: GTPase activity; zinc ion binding; GTP binding.
GAACGAAAGCGGAAGUGCUUGGGGGAUUGUCCUCUCCGCUGUCGUCUGAGAAUGGCCGCCGCUGCAGCAGGGAUAAACAAGCAGGGCGCUGUAGCGACGAUGGAGCCCUGUCUCCGGCACGGCAGGGGAGCGCAUGGAAGCUCCGUGAAGGUGUUGGAGUGUGGUGUGUGCGAGGAUGUCUUCUCCCUGCAGGGAGACAAGGUCCCUCGCCUUCUGCUCUGCGGUCACACAGUGUGCCACGAUUGUCUCACCCGGUUGCCCCUGCAUGGCAGAGCGGUCCGCUGCCCCUUCGACAGACAGGUCACAGAGCUGGGGGACUCUGGGGUUUGGGGUCUGAAGAAGAACUUUGCUCUGCUCGAACUCUUGGAGCGACUCCAGAACGGCGCGAGCAACCAGUCUGGAAUGGCCGAGGAUGCCCUGAAAGGCAUGGGAGAAUGUAUAAUCCGGUGCGACGAGGACGAGAGCCACACGGCGUCCAUGUACUGCACGGUGUGCGCCACGCACCUGUGCGGCGAGUGCUCCCAGCUCACCCACUCCACCCGCACGCUGGCCAAACACCGCCGAGUGCCUCUGGCUGACAAGCCCCACGAGAAGAUGCUCUGCCCGCAGCACCAGGUUCACGCCAUCGAGUUCGUCUGUCUGGAGGAGGCCUGCCAGUCCGGGCCUCUCAUGUGCUGCGUGUGUAAGGAGUACGGCAAGCACCAAGGACAUAAGCACGCUCUCCUCGAAAGCGAGGCCAAUCAGAUCCGCGCGUCCAUCCUGGACAUGGCCCACUGCAUCCGUACGUUCACCGACGAGGUGUCCGAGUACUCCAGGAAGCUCGUGGGCAUCGUGCAGCAGAUCGAGGGAGGGGAGCAGAUAGUGGAGGACGGAGUUGGCAUGGCGCACACAGAACACGUCCCCGGCACAGCGGAGAGCGCGCGCUCCUGUGUCCGCGCUUACUUCGCCGACCUCCACGAGACGCUGUGUCGGCAGGAGGAGAUGGCCCUGAGCGUGGUGGACGCUCACGUCAGGGAGAGGCUGAUCUGGCUGAGGCAGCAGCAGGAGGACAUGACCAUCCUGCUGUCCCAGGUCUCCACUGCCUGCUUGCACUGCGAGAAAACGCUCCAGCAGGACGACUGCAGAGUCGUGCUGGCAAAGCAGGAGAUCAACUGUUUGUUGGAGACUCUUCAGAAGCAGCAGCACCAGUUCACUGAGCUGGCAGAUCACGUUCAGCUGGAUGCCGGCAUCCCCGUCACCUUCACCAAGGACAACAGAGUCCACAUCGGUCCGAAGAUGGAGAUCCGAGUGGUGACUCUGGGCCUGGACGGAGCGGGAAAAACCACCAUCCUCUUCAAGCUGAAGCAGGACGAGUUCAUGCAGCCCAUCCCGACCAUCGGUUUUAACGUGGAGACAGUGGAAUAUAAAAACCUGAAAUUCACUAUCUGGGACGUGGGUGGGAAGCAUAAACUGAGACCUCUGUGGAAGCACUAUUACCUGAACACACAAGCGGUGGUGUACGUGAUCGACAGCUGCCACAGGGACCGACUGAUGGAGGCGCACAGCGAGCUGGCCAAGCUGCUGACGGAGAAGGAGCUGCGGGACGCCUUGUUGCUCAUCUUUGCAAACAAGCAGGAUGUCCCCGGCGCCUUGUCCGUGGAGGAGAUGACGGAGCUGCUGAGCCUGCACAAGCUGUGCUGCGGGAGGAGCUGGCACAUUCAGGGCUGCGACGCCCGCAGCGGGAUGGGCCUUCACGAGGGGCUGGACUGGCUCUCCAGGCAGCUGGUGGCCGCCGGCGUCCUGGAUGUGGCCUGAACGCCGUCGCCUGUCCCACCGGAGCACCCCCUCGACCCCCCGACUCAUCAGCACUCGAAAACCCCUUCCAGCCUGACCCCGCCCUUCAUCUCUUCUUCUUCUUCUUCUGUGCACCAGUGUGAACAAAGCAAGCCAGAUGUAAACACCUUCCCCGGCUUUAUUAAGAUCACGGACGUCUCUCUUUAUGCCGUCGCACCUUCUAUAUGUCAGAAUUAACCCCCGUGGUCAUCUACAUAAUGCAACGUUAGUUUAUCUUUGCCCCGAGCUUUUGGACACGCCUCCUUUCCGUGGCAUCCAUAGCUAGCUGGCUUGAAUCUAUUUACUCUGAAAUGCUCCUUGUGCUGCGACAGCCUAGACUGUAUUCGUGUCAUUCAUGUCCAUCCAGAGCAGUCCUUGUCGUGAUAAUGGCUUCAGUAACGUAUGUUUUUUUUUUUUUUUACUACACUAACCAUUAGAUAGUUCAGGUAAAUGACUUCAGUGACCUUGUAUUGUAACCCAGCACACCUUGCAUACGAACUUAUCCCAGACGGUGACCGGCUAUAGCUUCAGUGAGUCGAGUGGCUUCUAAUCGGCGUUCAUCGCCACGUCCAAGCAAUACCUGCUGUUGUGCAACUGGCUGUUUGUUUUUAAGUCAUCUGAGCUCGUUUUCCUUCAGCGCGUGAACCUGUUUGAUGCUCCAGCCGGAAUUGAAGGGUCGCACUGCUUUGCUUUGUGUCGAACGGAUUCCUGUUACAGAACAACUGUUUACUGACUUUAUUUAUAGGUGGGAACGGUGGAUGUUUAUGCGACCGAAUGAUGAAAGGAGUUUUUUUUUUUUUUCACCCAUAGCUUCCAUUUUGCAUGCAGGAUUUGUCCAACACGCUUAUCGGGUGCGUCUGCUGGAAGCAAGUCAACCGCCGGCUGUUACGUUGUCUAUUAACUUGUUAAAAUUGCUUUCCACGAAAAAAAAAAACAAUGUGGAAAAUAUCUUCUCUCUACUCUCUCUGAUUUACCUAGAAGCACCUUUUUUUUAAUCCGCCUUCGGUAGUAACGCAAUGUGAAUUUCAGACAUUAACGCUUCUUAUUGGGGAACCAUCGUUUGAGUUGGAUCUUUAUUCAUUGCUAUGUAAUGUUUAAUAUUUGUAUCUACGUAUUAAAAAGAAGAAAAAGAAUCACAGUGAUGCACGUCUGAGAAGCCUUUCCGUGUAGUUUGUGAGAACUGAAACGUCGAAGCACAGUACGCAGUGAAACCUUUGUUACAAGUGGACUUGAUGGCGGCUUUUGUAAAUUAUAAAUAAUGUGAUGCUGUAAAAAAAAAAAAAAUAAUUAAAACUAUUUGACAUCC